This is a messenger RNA of Periconia digitata, 3585 nucleotides long. NCBI's taxonomy places the organism in Eukaryota, Fungi, Ascomycota, Dothideomycetes, Pleosporales, Periconiaceae. The record is from the annotation of a GenBank genome assembly.
UUGACGACAUUCAUAUCGUAUUUGUCGCCGAAAAAAAAUCAAGAAAUGAUUGUGGAUCGUGAUCUCCAUGGACUCAUGAUAACGCACAGCCGUUUUUGACCGUUGUACGCCGCAUGUAAUAAUACUUCGCCAUGUUUCGGGCUCAGCCCGCCUCAGCUUACCGGACCUAACGCUGUAUGCCUGAAUUUAUAUAUUCUGGCGUGGCUCGCGUAUGCAAUUUUGUCGAUUUUACUGCAAGCAACACCAUAGCCCUACCACAUCAUGGCAUCCGACGACGACUUUGAGUCGACAACAACGACUUCGAGACGGGCUUCUAGAACGAGAUCGGCUACACGGACGAGUCCAGAGUCGGCUACCACCACCAGACAGUCAGUAGAGGUAGAUCUGCCAUCCGUUUUUCCUUCCGAAAUCGCAUCUGAGCUUCCAUCCGAAUAUGCUUCCGCUACUCCAUCUGAUGUACUUUCUGGUCUGUCAACUGCUCUACCGUCCACGCUACCUUCCGGUUACCCAAAUUCUACAGACGGGAUGGUCGUGCUACCCGACGGCGCGGGUAUAACCAUCGGCGAUCGAAAAUACGAUAGCUUUUUGACAAAAGAAGCCGCAGCUUCCUAUCGCACGUUGAACUCGAGUGUCACCGGAUGCUAUGCGCAAAAUGGCGCCAUGCCAUUGCUCUUAUCGGAUCAUGCUAUGUGCAAUUUAGGAUUCCAUUGCCCAAACAGUACCGAUCUUAUGCCUCCACAGUAUUGCCCACCAAGCUUCGAAUGCCAGGCUGCAAGAUCCAUGAAAGGCUCUUGCCCGGAACAAGGCAUAUUAGAGCCUAUCGUAUGUAAGGCUGGGUAUUAUUGUCCACCUGGAGGACAGAAUCAGUAUCCGUGCAAAAAAGGGACAUUCUGUCCAGUCGGUAGUUUCGAGCCAUGGAAAUGUUCGUUUGGCGCGAUAUGCCCGGCAGAGUCAGAGCGCCAGAUAGUGACAGUACCUUUUGGGUUUAUGAUCGCGUUUGACGUCCUGUUGGGAAUCAUUGUCGCCAUAGGUUUCUUCAUCUCAGCUCGUCGUAAACGCACCAAACGAAAUUACUCCGUGGUCAAGAACGAGAAGGAUCUCGACGCAGACGACGUGGAAUUAAUCCCAACAGGCGACCGAGCAUCAGUAGCCACAUUUCAUGACCAGGAUGAACUCGACUCCAACCCCGACUUCAAAGUUUUCAUGCAUUUCGUUGCGCGAAUAAUAAAGACGAAGGAGGUUGGUCUCUCGUUCGACUUCGAAGGUUUAGAAUUCGAGCCUCAGCGUGGGAAGAAAGUUCUAAAGGGCGUCAGUGGCAGUAUCAAAAGUGGCUCCAUGUGGGCUGUAAUGGGUGGAAGCGGCGCGGGAAAAUCGACAUUCUUUAAUGUUUUAAUGGGAAAAACGAAGAACACCGGCGGUUCGAUCAAGAUCAACGGACACGCCAAGGACUUGACCAAGUACAAGAAGUUGAUUGGAUACGUGCCUCAGGAUGAUAUCGUCAUACCGGAGCUGACGGUUCGUGAGAACAUCUUGCACUCGGCACGCGUACGACUUCCGAUGACGUGGAGAGAUAAUGAAAUCCAGGAAUACGUCGACUCACUUAUAUCGUGCAUUGGACUAAGCCAUGUUCAGCACUCCCUCGUCGGUGACGCGACUCGACCAGUUGUCUCCGGUGGCCAAAGAAAGCGCGUCAGUAUCGGUAUGGAGCUCGCGGCUGCCCCCAUGUGCAUCUUCCUCGACGAACCCACAUCAGGUCUCGAUUCCACAUCCGCAUCCUCGAUCAUGCGACUGCUAAAAGCCAUCUCCAAGCUUGGCGUUACUACUAUUACCAUCAUUCACCAGCCUCGCGAGCAAAUAUACACAGGCUUUGACAACAUCAUGCUCCUUGGGAAUGGGAGCAUGAUAUACGCAGGCCCAACCACAAGCACAAGCACUUAUUUCAAUUCUCUCGGCUUCACGUUUCCCACGCGCGAAAAUCCUGCAGAUGUCAUCAUGGACAUCAUCACUGGUCAUGGUCAGCAGUAUACACACGAUCGUAACUGGGCGACGGAUUCAGUUGGAAGUCUUGUAGAUCAAUGGUCGAGUAAAGGAAUGCGAACGCAAUUUUUGGACGCAUCUACACCUCCUCGGACUGCCUCGCCCUCCAACUCUGUGAUAUCGACUCCUGAGCAAGAAGAGUUUCUCCGGCUGACCAUGAAGAAGCGUGGCGCCUCUUGGCCCGCACAGGCUUACUACUGCUGCAAACGAAGCAUAACUCAGCAAGUUCGCACCAAAGGGAGUUUUUUCUUCGAGAUUGGCAUUGGCGCGCUCGCAGGUGGCGUCAUCGGGCUUUCAGCCUCCGCUGCCAAGGGGCAACUAUUCCGUGGUCUAUACAAAGACAGCUUCAUUAUUUUGUCACCUGCCGUCGACUACCAGUCUGUUCCUCAAGUAGGCCUACUCGGUGGAAUGGCGGUUGGUCUUGCAGCUUCCGCUCCCGCUGUACGAGUGUUCGGCGAGGAGAAAAUGAUCUUCAACCGGGAGGCAGCCGCCGGUCAUAGUAUGAGCGCUUAUUAUGUCGGUAAGAUGGUUUCCGUCUUGCCUCGCCUCUUCCUUUCUAGCUUGCACUAUAGCGUCUUUAUGGGGAUUCUUGCGACGCCGAUUAUGGCCUGGACGGAUAUGUUCAUUGCGAUAUUGCUAUACUUCUUCUGCGUUUAUGGACUUGCGUCCUGCGUGGGGAUGGUGGUCAAGCGCGAAGACGGGCCAUUACUUGCUGUCAUGGCGAGUCUUAUAAUAGGCAUCCUUGGCGGCGUUGCCCCGCCAUUAAGCAAGGUAGCGACGUGGAAGCUUGAAUGGCUAUGGCGAAUGUCUCCCGGUGUUUGGUUCACGGAAGCGUUUGUCAGUCAGUGCUUGUUACCUUUGGACUACCUGUACUUCUUAAAAGCUGCAAGCGAGGCUACGGGUUUUAAGCUUGGCCAGUUCAGCUUAGACAUGGGAAUGCUUUUCGUGAUUGGAUGUGUGUAUCGUAUCAUCGCCUACGUACUGCUGAUAACGGUACAGCGAAAACGCUAAGUUGAGUGGCAAUCGCUCAACUUUACCUUGUUAUACCCUUAGACACUCUGUACUUUAAUGUAAUUUCUUAAGAGCGGAUAAUACAACAUCACGGAGUCAUAAGCUAGCAUGAUUUGACGAUAUAGAGCUAUGUGAAACGAGAUCGCAUUUGCAAGACACAAACUAGCCUGGACCUUUACUUCCGAUCUUCGUCCCGAGUAUUUACAAUCAAGCACCACCAUCUACAUGUCAACAACGAGCCAUGAACACCAUGAAAAUUCCGGUUACACUCUAGGCUCCCUCUUGCCUCUCAAUAUUGUCGCUCUGAACUCGAGGAAUGGCUCCCUCGCCGACGGGACGGAUUCGUAGUAUAGCAACCCUGCCUGCCUUUGCAUUUGAUUUGACCUCAUUCACGUUGCUCUGUUGGCGUUCCUGAUUUUCGAUAUGAUCAUGAGAGCGCACACUGUUUACUCGAGCGUACAGAUCUGGUGUCUCUUCCAGAUAUUUCACAACUUCUGCAAGUUCUGGAAGAUUUACUUGCCUCUGUUCCGGCUCAAA